Molecule: messenger RNA, 828 nt
Organism: Coprinopsis cinerea okayama7#130
Lineage: Eukaryota; Fungi; Basidiomycota; Agaricomycetes; Agaricales; Psathyrellaceae
Product: nitrilase family protein
Exons: 10
Coding region: 1-828 (275 amino acids)
Biological process (GO): oxaloacetate metabolic process; L-glutamine metabolic process
Cellular component (GO): mitochondrion
Molecular function (GO): omega-amidase activity
Source: RefSeq, a predicted model, not a curated record
AUGUCCACCCUUGCUCGGGCUCCCGUUUUCAAGCCUUUCACACUUGCUCUCGUCCAACUGGGCCAGAUUGGAGCCAACAAGGCCGACAACCUCAAGCAUGCAAGGGAGAUGGUCCUCAAGGCUACCACUCAGCACUCGAAGAAACCUGAUCUCGUGGUCCUGCCGGAAUGCUUCAAUUCACCGUAUGGGCACGUUCAUUUCCCUGUCUAUGCAGAGAAGAUUGGGUGGACUCCUGGAACAAAGUACGAGAUCGAGAAGAGUGAAAGCGAGAGUGUCAAGAUGCUUUCACAGCUUGCGAAGGAGACCAAGACUUGGCUGAUUGGAGGAUCCAUCCCUGAGGCGGAUACUGAGAGCGACAAGUACUACAAUACCUGUACUGUGUACAACCCCGACGGUGAUCUUGUUGCUCUUCACCGCAAGAUUCAUCUCUUCGAUAUCGAUAUUCCUGGGAAGAUCACCUUCAAGGAAAGCGAGAGCUUGGCUCCGGGUAAAACCCCGACCUACUUCGACACUGAAUUUGCGCGAAUUGGACUUGGGAUCUGCUAUGACAUCAGGUUCCCCGAGCUGUCGAUGAUUGCUGCUAGGAAGGGCGCCCAUGUCCUGAUCUAUCCUGCUGCAUUCAACAUGACGACUGGACCGUUGCAUUGGGAGUUGCUCCAACGCGCCAGGGGCCAAGUAAUCGCGGAAGCUGGCGAAAAGGAAGAAAUCAUCUACGCUGACAUUGAACCCAAAGUUCUGGAAGAAACGCGACAAGGGAUUCCUGUUACGACGCAGCGGCGAUUUGAUGUGUACCCGGAUCUAAGGACUCUGACCAAUCGAAAGGCGUAG